AUGGCUGCUGAGGUUCCGGCUGCGCUCAAGGCCGCCGACAUUACACGGUUCGCCCAUCGAGCAUCGCAGCUGGAGAAGCCAAAACCUAUACUUGCUUACUGGUGUGAAUACUGGAUUGUCAACCAAAUCCUCUCGAAAGGCCUUCACAAUGCCGACCAAGAAAGCCUGGUUUAUACAACCACUCUUAUGGACAAAUUAGAGCAAUACAAGGCUCAGCAUUCCGACGAACCUGCCGUGGUGGAUGAUGUUGUUGGAAAGGCCUAUGUUGAGCAGUUUGGUCUGGAAACCUUUGAAAGAGCCGAUAAUGCAGUCAAAGCCGACAAGGCCACCAGACAAACUGCAGACACAUAUCAAGCUGCUGCUACAUUCCUCGAUCUACUUCAGAUAUGGGGGCCAGUUGAUCCGGAAGCUGCGGCAAAAAUAAAAUAUGCGAAAUACCACGCCCUACGCAUCGCAAAGGCUUUGAAAGCGGGUGAAGACCCCAAUCUGUCCAACCCAAAAAUCAGCACUCCUGCAGAUGAGCAGUUGCCAGCCCUCGAUCCCAAUGAUGCAGAUGUCCAAGCCCUGGGUGGUGCCUCUGGAAAGCCCAGACAAGCUUCCGUCGUUGAAGUGCCAGACGAAGCGCAUGGAAUACAACAGAGUUUGGCGCAGAAAUCCACUCUGGAUGAAUCUUUGCAUCCAUCUCGAGAAACCUCCGUCCCACCUACAGCUAAAAAGACCGCGCGCCAGCCAUCCGUGGUAGAGGUGAAGGACGAAGCAGACCGGAUACAGAGCAGUCUCGCUCCUCAGUCAUCCUUGGAUGAGUCACUCCAUCCAUCCAGACAGACUUCACAACCACCAACGCCCACAAAUGACGUUUCUCCCAUCGCGGCACAGGAUGCAGCAGCCUUCUAUUCAACACAAACUGACACCAAUGAUAUAUCACCGCUGGAUACUCCAUCCGAGAGAAAGCCAUCUGUUGGGGGUAAUUACUUUCCACUUGUCCCUGCGGAUGUUGCUCCCAAUCUUCCCUCUGCCCCAACGAGUGUUGGAGGGCCUCCUCCUGACUUGCCUUCCGCUCCCGUGGAUUUCGCCUCAAACCCAUCAAACCCACCUCCAUCGGCUCCCACCGAUCCUGAGCUACCACCGGGUCGAGCUUCACUCACCUCUCUGAACCAAACGGGUCGUCCAUCUCCACCACUUCCAGCUCAUCGGCAUGGUAACUUCCUUCCACAGCCAGCUCCAGGACAACCACCACAGAUUCCCUCCAAUUUCCAACCCCAAGUGCCUCCUCCGCAAAUCCCACAGAAUCCUCCUCAGCUUCGACAAACUCACGGUCCGGUGCCUCCUAUCCCACAACCUCAGAACCUCGUAUCUCCCAGUCCUAUACACCCACCUGUCCAAGCGCCUUCCGCUUCACAGCCAGUCAACGUCGUGCUUGAUGAAGAAGCCAUCAUGAAAGCGCAAAAGCAUGCACGCUGGGCUAUUUCGGCCCUCAACUUUGAGGAUGUCCCAACUGCAAUUAAGGAGCUCAGAGGUGCUCUAGCGUCGCUGGGGGCUGCGCCGUGA
Exophiala bonariae is the source of this 1548-nucleotide messenger RNA. RefSeq lists its product as uncharacterized. The coding region runs from base 1 to 1548 and encodes 515 amino acids. Gene Ontology annotation, cellular component: multivesicular body. The record is from RefSeq and is a predicted model, not a curated record. Gene Ontology annotation, biological process: late endosome to vacuole transport via multivesicular body sorting pathway. Lineage: Eukaryota; Fungi; Ascomycota; Eurotiomycetes; Chaetothyriales; Herpotrichiellaceae. The transcript is spliced from 2 exons.